AUGAGCCUGCCGCGGGCCGCGUGGGCCGAGGGCGCCCGGGAGCCGGGGGCGCCGGAGCCGCCGCUGGGGCCGGAGGCGGGCGGCUGCGGCUUCGCCCCGGGCUGGCUGGGCGUGUGCUGCGCCGCGCGCCUGCCCGCCGCCUCGCCCCGCUACCUGCUGCCCGGGGAGGAGGAGGAGGCGGCGGCGGAGGGGAGCGCGGCGCGGGGCGGCGGGAGCGGCCCCGGCGGGGCGCGGGGCACGGCGGCGGGCGGCGGGCGGCCCCGGGGCGCCGGCGCCGGCGGCGGGCCCGGCCUGCGGGCGCAGGUGAGCGGCGUGCAGAAGCAGCGGCGGCUGGCGGCCAACGCGCGGGAGCGGCGGCGGAUGCACGGGCUGAACCACGCCUUCGACCAGCUGCGCAACGUCAUCCCCUCCUUCAACAACGACAAGAAGCUCUCCAAGUACGAGACGCUGCAGAUGGCGCAGAUCUACAUCAGCGCCCUGGCCGAGCUGCUGCACAGCCCCGCCGCCCCCUCCGACGCCCCCGGCAAGGCCGAGCACCGCGGGGCUCCCUUCGAGCCGCCCUGCGCCGCCGGAGCCGGGCCGCCGCCGGGGCCGCCGGCGCCGCAGCCGGGGCCGCCGAGAGCCUCGCCCCCCGGGCACGGCAGGACUCGCUUCCCCCCGCCGCCGGCCGCGGGGGGCUACUCGGUGCAGCUCGACCCGCUGCACUUCCCCUCCUUUGCGGAGGGCGCCCUGAUGGGACAGAGAGCCCCUUCCCCCGCCCUCCUCAUGCCGCAGCCCGGGCAGCCGCCGCAGGAGAGGAGCAAAACGUCGCCCCGGUCCCACAGGAGCGACGGGGAGUUCUCGCCCCGCUCCCACUACAGCGACUCCGACGAGGCCAGCUAG
Gymnogyps californianus (California condor) is the source of this 882-nucleotide messenger RNA. It is a transcript of the gene ATOH1, whose product is annotated as atonal bHLH transcription factor 1. The transcript has a single exon. Gene Ontology annotation, molecular function: protein dimerization activity. NCBI's taxonomy places the organism in Eukaryota, Metazoa, Chordata, Aves, Accipitriformes, Cathartidae. The record is from RefSeq and is a predicted model, not a curated record. Bases 1 to 882 code for a protein of 293 amino acids.